Molecule: messenger RNA, 2276 nt
Organism: Saccostrea cuccullata (small rock oyster)
Lineage: Eukaryota; Metazoa; Mollusca; Bivalvia; Ostreida; Ostreidae
Product: echinoderm microtubule-associated protein-like 1
Exons: 19
Coding region: 93-2015 (640 amino acids)
Biological process (GO): microtubule cytoskeleton organization
Cellular component (GO): mitotic spindle
Molecular function (GO): microtubule binding
Source: RefSeq, a predicted model, not a curated record
GUAGUGGAAUUAUUAUAAGAGCGGUAUUUACGUUUGAGUCCGAUUUUUUGUAUGCUUUAGAGCAUUUAUCAAUCAGCAUUUCAACACAGGAAAUGGAAGGCGAAGAAAACGCAGGAGAUGUGAAAAUCUACCUGAAGGGCAGACCUAUUUAUCUGUACGCCCCCACUACUGUGGAGGAAACAACUUCUGAUCCACCUUCUGAAAGUCUACAACUGGAGUGGGUCUAUGGAUACCGUGGUAAAGACUGCCGCUCUAACCUGUAUUACCUCCCCAGCGGGGAAAUCAUCUACUUCGCCGCCGCCACGGUCGUCCUCCAGAACAUCGAGGAGAACGCCCAGAGACAUUAUAUAGGGCACACUGAUGACGUCAAGUGCCUGGCUAUUCAUCCUGACCAGGUCCGAGUGGCCACUGGGCAGGUGGCGGGGCAUGACGCUGAAGAAGGCAAGGAGUCAGCAAGUCUUCCCCACGUUAGGAUCUGGGAUUCGUCUACACUGGAGACACUCCAUGUUCUUGGGAUUGGGGAGUUUGACAAGGCGGUGUGCUGUCUAUCCUUCUCCAAACUGGAUGGCGGUAAUCAUCUGGUAGCUGUUGAUGAGAACAACUAUCACAUCAUGUCGGUCUGGGAUCUGACUCAGGAUAGUCCACAAAAAAUAUGCGACACCAAGUCCUCAACAGAAGUUGUGCUGGGAGCUGAGUUCCACCCCCUGGAGGAGAACAGCAUCAUCACCUGCGGGGGUCAAGGGCAGGUGUCCUUCUGGACGUUAGAGGGAGACUCCUUCUCGGAGAAAACAGGAAUAUUUCAUGACUAUGAAAAGCCAAAGUAUGUGUCAUGUCUAGCAUUUGCUGAAAAUGGGGAUGUUCUUACUGGAGAUUCAAAUGGAAACAUUUUCAUCUGGCCACAAGGAAGCAAUACAAUUUCCCAAGCCAUUGAGGGAGCACAUGAGGGUGGGGUUUUCACUGUAUGUGUAAUGAAAGAUGGAACUGUGUUGUCUGGAGGUGGAAAAGACAGAAAGAUCAUACAGUAUGACAGUGCCUACAACAAGACAGGGGUAGAGACAGAGUUAGAGGAGAAGUAUGGGGGUGUGAGGAUGCUGAAUGAAGGCAAUGAAGGGAUGGUUCUGGUGGGAACCACUAGGAACUGUAUAUUACAGGGUUCCCCUGAUCUACAACUCAAUGCCAUCGUACAGGGUCACACGGAUGAGCUAUGGGGACUUGCCUCACACCCUAGCCAGCCUCAGUUCUUGACCUGUGGGUCAGACAAGCAGGUCUAUAUGUGGGACAGCACAAGUCGUUCAGUCAUCUGGUCUACAGAAGUCUCAGAGCCAGCCCACAGCUGCUGUUUUUACCCUGAAGGAAGUGUUGCUGCCAUUGGGAGUGGGACGGGAGCCUGGUUUGUUCUGGACAUGGAGACACAAGAAGUGGUCACUAGUAACACUGACGGCAGCGAACAGAUAGAGUGUGUCCAGUACUCACCAGAUGGCAGCUACCUUGCUCUUGGAUCCAGAGAUAAUCACAUCUACAUCUAUGAAGUAGCAGAUGGAGGAAAAUCAUAUAAUGCGGUUGGACAAUGCACAGGACACAGCAGCUUUGUGACACAUCUAGAUUGGUCGGCUGAUGGUUCCUACCUACGGAGCAACUCAGGAGACUACGAAAUUCUGUACUGGAUGAUGCCAAGCUGUGAACAAGAGAUUAACAUUUCUGCCAUCAGAGAUGUAGAGUGGGCCACUGGAUACUGUACCCUAACCUUUAAUGCUGCAGGUGUGUGGCCUGAGGGAGCAGAUGGUACUGACGUGAACAAUGUCUGCAGAUCCCACAAUGGUCAAAUUCUGGCCAGUGCUGAUGACUUUGGAAAAGUGAAUCUCUACCACUACCCAUGUUCUCAGCCUAAGGCUGAUAAACAUGUAUAUAAAGGACACAGCAGUCAUGUGACUAACGUAAGCUUCCUGUUUGAUGAUUCACGCUUACUGUCGACUGGUGGUAGAGACAUGUCCAUACUGCAGUGGCAGGUCGUGUAGAGGAAAACAAUGUUAUUUACUAGGUUAAAAUGAGGAAAAAAUGUUUUAAGUUCCUUAUCAAAUAAAUAUAAAUUAUUUGUAAUCCUUACUACAAUGUAGUCAAUUGUAAAAAAUAAGGUUUAAGCAGCCAGUGUGAAGAUUGCAUGUUUAACUCCCUCUAUGACUUUUUUAGUUCUUAUAGUCUGUUGUAACAUUUGAAAAUGAACAUGUCCAUAAUGGAAUUUUUUUGUGUGUGUACCUUGAUUUUUUUUUUUAUGUAUU